Aspergillus puulaauensis is the source of this 17250-nucleotide messenger RNA. It is a transcript of the gene lah, whose product is annotated as involucrin repeat protein. The coding region runs from base 1 to 17250 and encodes 5749 amino acids. Lineage: Eukaryota; Fungi; Ascomycota; Eurotiomycetes; Eurotiales; Aspergillaceae. The record is from RefSeq and is a predicted model, not a curated record. The transcript is spliced from 4 exons.
AUGUUCAAGGGCAUUUUGGGCGGGAGCCGUUCCUCCUCCAGCACCGACCUCCGCAGCAACUCGAGCUCGAAGGGCGAGCGCCGCCGCAAAUCCAGCCAUAGAUCCUCUGCUUCCUCGACAGUAAGCCACAAGUCCUCACGGGGUGACGACCGUGACCGGGGCUUGGGCGACCUAUCCGCCUACGCAUCGCCAGGCAGCGCCAGUCGAAGCAAGCGCUAUGCAGAGAGCGCGGCAGGCGAGUCUGUUGCUUCGAGCUAUGCGACCGCGCAACCGAAUUACUCAGACGAUCGCAUUGUUUCCGAACGAGCUUUGAAGCGCAGCAAAGAUUCAGAAUACGAUGACCGCGACCGCCGUGACGACCGCGACCGCGACCGCUAUCGGGAAGACCGUAAUAGGGAUGGAGAUAGACAGCGGAGGCGCACCAGGUCGGAAAGGGAAGACGAGGGAGAAAGAGACCGCGACGAUCGUGAUAGCCGCCGCCGGGAACGCGAGCGGACGCACUCUGGUGAUAAUGCGCAUUUCCCGCCACUUGCGAGCGGUGCGGUGCCGGCACCAUUCGAUCAAACUCAAGAUCCCUCUCAACCCACCUUUCCUGGAAACCAUGAGCCUGAGUCCGGACCGGCGGAUGUGGCUUCGCCCACUAUUUACGAUCCUCAUGUUCAACAACAAUUUCCUGGACAGUUUCCAACCAACUUUGCUGAGCCUUACCGACCGCCGAAUCCCGCUGGUGAAGCGGCCAAUUACUAUGAUGACCAAGGACAGUCUGUCCAAGACCAGCCGGGUGUUCGACCAAAGCCACCGCUGGUUAUCCCCAACAGCCAAUCGCACUUGAUGACAGCCUCGCCAUCCGCAAAUCCGCCUCCAGAACCGAGCAGUGUAGGAGAGGUUGGCGCCGCUGCGUCUUAUUUUGCAGCCGAUCCUGGACUUGACGCUCAAACCUCUGAGCAACCCAUUUCCGGCCCACAAGCCAAACCACCGAAGCCGUCCAAGCCAUCUAAACCAUCUAAGCCAUCCCAUUCUACGGGCCACGCAGCAGCAGCAGCAGCAGCAGCAGCAACAGGCGCUGCAACAUAUGGGCUGGGAGAUUAUUCUCCAGAACAAGUUCUAAGUGAAUCUCCUACCGCAUAUGCCACUCCCGCACCCACGAACCAAGGCAGGCCACCACAUUCCAAUUCUCACGGCGUGGGUGCUGCCGUUGGUGGUGUCGCUGCUGGAGCAGCAGCUGGUUACAUGUUGAGUCAUCACAACCAUUCGUCGUCAGCCCCUGAUCAUGUCUCUCAAUACUCCAUGCAAAACCCGGAUGAUACCUCGCAGGUUGGACAGGGGUACUCCGGCGCGCCAAUGAAUCCAGCUCUAUACGGUGUGGGCGCUGCAGGCGCUGCCUACGCUGCUAGUCCCCUGCACCCACAUCAUGCUGCUAUUUAUCACGGAUCUCCCUUCCAAGGCGGCGCGAUGGCCUAUCAGCAGCGCCAGCGCGGACCGCUGGAUAAGUUUAUUGAUUUUUGGCGAGACCCUGAGGGUGUUGGCAAGUUCGAAGAUUAUACCGAAGAAAUUGGGGUCUGCAGAUACUGUUUCGAGCCAGGUACGACCUCAAGAAAUGCACCUCGUCCACACAACUACGGGCGCCGCCGGUCGUCUGAUCGCAUCAGUGCGGGCUCGCGAGUGGAUAAACUAUGUCGAUAUGCGUCAUCGGAGGAUGAAGGCCGCCGGCGCAAGUCUUCGAAGUCAUCCUGGCUACCAGCAAUUCUCGGCGGAUAUGCCAUGAAAUCGCUCUUUGACAAUAAGGGUUUUGAUGACUCCUACAGCGUCAAAUCCGGCCAUGUCGCAGGCGCCUACCCGGACACUGAGGGCAACUCCACGUCAGACAAGGGAAGCCGAACUUCACGUGGUGUUCAUAAACGGUCACACCGAGCCCGUUCGCAGGAACCAGCUGGUCGUACCGAUUACUAUGAUUCGAUGCCCAGCGGAUAUGGAGGAUCGCGCAUCGCCGCUCGGUCUCGGUCUCGGUCUCGGUCUCGGUCUCGGUCAUCAUCCAGGUCCAACCGCCAAAGCCAUACACUCCGCGACGCUGCCAUCGGUGCGGCGGUAGGUGGUGCGGCCAUGUCGAUGGCUAAAUCUCACCAUCGGGAUCGAAGCCGUAGCAACAGCCCCAGUCGCUCCGUGCGAAAGCCCAGGGGUAGGAGGAGGAAGUCGUCCUCGUCCUCUGGUUCAUCAUUUGAUAAUAUUUCACGACCUGCUAAGAAAUCGACCGGCGCCUUUGGCUCCUUUUUCACCGCUUCCUCCGAGAAUCGCAAGAAGCGACGUAAUAAUAAGCGAAGCAAGAGCAUUUUCUCUUUCAACAACUCUUCUUCAUCAUCUCUCGAUAACGAUCUUGCUUUUGGAAGCGGGUACGCGAAGAAGUUGAUAGGUAAGUCUAAGAGACGGAGCUCCAAGGAGAAAAAGGAGAAAGAUGUGGACGCGAAAUUGCUGGCGCUGGGCGCAACAGCAACAGCGCUAGCCGCUUCAUCUCGUCGAAACAACCGUCGGGCAGGUGAAGUACUUGUCGGUCAAGGCUCCCGCUCCGGUCGAUCGGAUUAUACCUCAUCCGCCAGCAAUGAUGAAGACUGGGAAGAUUUGGAUUCAGAGGGCCAGGCGUCUAGUGUCAGUUCAGCACUUGCUUUCGGUGCCAGUGCAAGUGGAAAUUCGUCGGAUUCGUCAAGCUCAGGAUGGGGCUGGGUUUGGGGCAAGAAUAAAAAGAAGUCGAAGAAGCGCUCGAGCUCAAAGGAGAAACACUUCCCCACCGGUGCGGCCGUAGCUGCUGGGGCGUUGGGAACAGCAGCGCUGGGUUCUGGUUAUCAUCGGGACAACAAGGCUCCUAGCCAAGGUCCAAGCAGCAGCACGGCGAGCCUUCAGCACGUGGCGCCAAUACCCACAUCCGACCCGGGCCGUUACGAUGCCCUUCCACUAUCGUCUUUCCCUCCGUCCCAGCCGCAACUGAUCCGACCAGGCCCCAUUCCUCUUCAACAGCCCCAGCCCGUCACACCUGUCUCCCAAGCCGUGUACACUACUCAGGGAGCCCCAAUUCAGUCUUACAGCGCGCCGAUCAUCCCAGCUUUCGAAAGCCCGUUCCCCUCCUAUGAAUCCCAGUUGCGGGAGGUGGAAGAGGACCAGGAGGACCGAGGGGGUUCGCAUUACCCCCAGCCUCUCAACGAGCUUCCAAAAGCUGAACGCCGUCAUCGACGAAGCGACUCCACGCCUAUAUUCCAGAAUGAUCCAAUCGAACCUGCACCUGGGUCUGGACUUAAACGCCGCUCUACGACAAGGGAUCAAGCUUCUGUCUCGUUUAACUUAACCGAGGAGCAGGAGGACAAAGAGCGACGCACAGAACGCCUGGAGAGACUGAAGCAUGACUUGGGCCGCAGGGACCGUAUCGAGCUCCAUGAUUACGAGGACGAUACCCAGUCUGCACCUGCCGGUUACGCUUCGAAACGGUAUAGUGAGCCCGAGUGGGAGCGUGAGCGGGAUCAUGAGCGCGAACGAGACCGAAACCUAGACCGUGAACGAGAGCGGGUGUCGGAAAGUCGUUCCACCAAGGAUGACCUGAAGCGCGAGAGAGACACUGCGUCUUGGGCUAGUCCAGUUGCAGCCGGAGCGAUAGGCGCUGUCGCUGCCUCUGCCGUUCUUUCUGGGAAAUCGUCAAAAGACGAUGGAUCCGAGGCAAGUGAAGGAUGGCGCGAACGGUCCGAACAACGACGAGCGGAGCGGCGACGUGCAACUGAUCCCUCCGCGAUGUCAUCUGUUUCAUCUGACAUUCCGGAGCGACCAAGGCCACGAAAAGUAAUCGAGGAACGAGCCAGCUCAGCUAGCCCCUCAGACCACGUCAAGACAUCCGCUUUCCGUGGUGUCGGUAACAAGAAGGCCGUUCAUGAUGACUAUGCGGCAUUCUUCUACCCGGAUGAGCUGCGUUACAGCCCUGAUUCUAACAGUCGACGAGAAUCACCCACAAUGCCGACGAUUGUUGAAAUAGAGCCUGCAAGCGAGACAUCCCGGAAACAGCCCCAGGAGCCACCAGUGGAGCCACCAUUUGACCCCUCUUAUGAUCCAACUCCUGACUAUAGAGGAUUUAAAAACCUGCCAUGGCCUGUGCCUACCCUGAGGGUCAUUGAGCCAACACCCCCUCACAGCGUCAGUGGCUCCGUGAGAGGUACAUCAUCGCCCAUCAUAACGCCAGCGGACCCAGUUGAAGUCGAAGAAGAACCAGAACGACCAACUGCCUCUCGCGUAUCUUGGGCGGAUGAAGACAGACGCCAUGAGUAUGAAGUCCCUUCUACUUCCUCUGAACGCAGUUCUAUCGAUCUAAAUGAAGGGCAACGCGACUCCAUUCCCGAUGCCACUAUUACUCGCGACGGCCCCAUCGACUAUACAUAUAUCGAACCGUCUGACACCCAUGUGGAAGACGCGAACGACGAGAUCGAAUUUGCCGCCACUGUCGCUGCGGCAGCGCAGGCAGCUGGAUUUGACCCAUCCCUUGUGACAGAUGACCCAGUCUUCCGCACACGGACCUCGCCUCCCGGAUCUGAUACUCGUGAAGGAUCAAUUUCGCCUACCACCAGGGUUCCUACCUAUCCCGAACACUUUCAUGGAUACGUCGAGGGCGAAGUUGAGACACCCGAGGCGCCCAAGUCGCAGUUCUUCUCAGAUGAACCCAUCUUCCCUGGUCCCAAACCUACCUUUUCCAACAGCUGGGCUGAAAGUGGAUGGAAUUACGAACCCCAGCCUUCAACUGAGCAGCCUGUCGUUGAACAUAUUGACAGAGUAGAGGCCGACCCUGCCGAUGUACCGCUUCCUCGCAGUGUUAUUGAAACAUCUGAUAUCCAAGAGAAGCCGACAAGCGAACAUCAGCGACAAGAGUCCGAUUCCCCCGGUGAUGAAGAGUUCUUUAUGCCAGGGGGUUUCGAGCCCGAAGAGUCUGUGCAACCAAAGCGACGCAGCCCCUCGCCCACCGCAGAUGACAUCCCUCGGUCAACCGUUCCCUACUCUGACACAAGGGAAUUUGAACCCGAACCUCUCAGAAGAACCGAGACAGAGGGCACCGAGACCGAUUACAAUGAUGUCGCUGAAUCGGUUGUAGGGACCGAAGAUGGAACUGAGGGAAAGAAGAAGAAGAGAAGAAAGAGACGUUCAAAGCGCGAGAGUGACACGUUUGACGACACUGCUUCAGUGGCAUCCUCCGUAGCCACGGAGGGCAGUGACAAGCGCAGGAGCAUGGAAGAUAAAGGGAAGAAGUCUGGCGGUUUCCUAAGCAGCAUAUUCGGGUCUAGAGUGUCCGAGCCAGUAGAAAGCAAGAGAUCCCCUGAGAAGCCUGUAUCUCGCGAGGUUCAGUCUGAGAUUGGAACACGCACUUCCGAGGAUUCCAGCCGUCGCCGCAGGCAUCGAAGCUCGAGUCGAGGCGACUCGCUGGAUGGAAGACGCCGAUAUGACGACCGCGAGUUGGACCGUGAAGACAACUUUUUGGCGGAUAAGGAUGUUAACGUUGAGAGUUAUAAGUCAAGCAGGCAACGCAGGGAGGAUAAGCGGAGGCAACGUUAUGGGGAUUCGGAGUACGAGAAGGAAACAAGAACCUCCCAAGAAAGCGAACGAGACCAGUCUUUUUUAGUCGAGCGCCCCGAAAUGCCACCAAUGGACGGCAAAGGUGAGUAUGAUGGUGCUUCGGGGCCAUCCUCUUCAAUGGAUGCAGAAGGGAGAGGGUUGGGACUGGGAUUCCUUGCUCGGCGGCCUAGAAGUCACUCGACAUCACCGCCGUCAUCACAGAAGAUCGUGACAGACUUGGCUCCAAGAUCGGUCUCGCCAGGUCCAACCAUGAGGCAUGGCCAAGACGGUUUCACUGCGCCUCGACGACUAUCGCUGUCGCGGUUCGCCGACUCUCCUACAGCUGUGCCCUUGCACUUCCGCCCCCCGCCUACAUCACCACGACUUCAACGCUCGCCUUCCAUCAGUUCUCCUACGGCUGCCUCGCCUGGCUCUCCUAGCCAAGGACGUCGAAGCCGCCCCAACUCAAUUGAGUUCAAACAUUCUCGCGAGAUCCGACCUCUAUUCCUAGUGGAGCGCCAUGGCUCAAGCAAGAUAGAGAACCAACUUGGCGAUGAGCCAUUGCCAUCUCUCCCAUCGAGUAAGAGCGCAUCUACAGAGGAUCUUACGGUCUUGCCAGACGAGAACACUUGGGAGUCUGCCGAGCACAGUCGUCAAAUCCAAGAAACCGAUGAGCCCUAUAGCCAACACGAAGACUUUGGUUCUCAGCAAAACACUCCUACUCGUGCCACCUUCGGACUUGCACACCACCUUUCUCGGAAGCAGGAACUAGGCUAUGAGUUCCAUUCUCCGUCGGAACUUCUGCAGGAAUCAAGCUCAUAUGGCGACCUGCCGACAUCCCCGGCGAUGGAGGCCCUCCCUUCUGCAGAGAGCUCCACGGUUGGAGUUAAAGAGGAGGGCCACCUACCUCGGGACCUUGAAAGCCUGCCUGCUCUCCCUAACUCCCGCCCCGCCACCCCAGAAAAUAAAGCUAUUUCUGCCUGGGAUGUGCAACAGGCAACAACCCUCACGCAGGAAAAGUCUCUUCCCAUGACUGAUAUCCCAGAUUUCCACAGCGGCCCCGGUUUCGCGGGUGUCGUUGACGCAGCUGUAGUCGCUGCGCAUCCGGACACGGCUCCAUACCCUGACGCCGAGGCGCUUGCAAAAUCUCAACAUUACGAUGCCGAAGACGAUGAUACAGCCCGCACCGUCACCGGGGAUGAUGUUCCUGCUAUGGAGGACGUGGACGCCACGCCACCAGGUUCUCCAGUUAAAGAGCGAGAAUACCAUGACUCGUUCGCUGAGCGUGCGGCGCCUUGGGGCUUUGCCUCCGUUGUUGGUGCCGCUGUUGCUGCGAAUAAAGGGCCUGCUGAAGAUGAAGAACACCAACUUCCUGGCGACUUCCCUGUUACUACGCCCAGUGGAGAUGAGAAAACCCCGUCUGUUGCUGAUACCACAGAAGACGAGUUCUUUGAUGCUAUGAGCCAGGAUGAAGUUGGUGAUGAAGAGGCAGCAUGGGAUUUGAAUCUUCCAGCUAAGCCCGCGGACCCCGUUGUCCCAAGGGGAAUUCCUGAAGAUCUGGGGGACCACAACCGCGAACUUGAGCCCGAGCCCGCUCCUGUGUCUGAGCGAGAACUCGACACUGUAAAGACGGAGGAGCCAUCCAUUACCGAGCAAGGACCUACAGAACCUGAACCAGAAGUGACCGACAAGACCAUCGACGAGGCCAUCGAAACGCAACCCGAAGACGACGCAUCAACCUCUUCGAAAAAGAAAAAGAAUAAAAAGAAGAAGAAGGGGAAGAGCAUCGACGUAACUGACCAGGGCGAAGACAAGUCACUCGAGGCGCAGACGUUUGAUCCCGCACCUCUCCCACUCGAGGAGGAUGAGAAGAAGGAUGAGCUUCAGACUCCAGCUCCUGAACAGGUUCAGAUGGGCGACAUACCCGCAGUUGAAGGAGGCAUCGCGGAGCAGGUCGCAGAACCAGAGCGGAAGCUCUCUGUUGAUACCGAAGAUAAUUUCGAGGACGCUGAAACGGGCCCAGUGUCCGAGCCUGUAGAAGCAACGCCCGCUCUGGAUGAAGCGGUUGCCGUGCCCGAGCAAACUCCUACAACCGGCCUUGAGCGACCAAUUCAAGAGGACCGGUCCAUCCCUGUCGAGGAACCCCUGACGACUGAGCAGCCCACAGAGGAAGUUGCGCCAAAAACCACCCCAGAGACCACUGAAGCGAGCAAAACGGUAGAUGCCGAGCCUAUUCAGCUUGAAGAGCCUGAAGAGGCUGCCAGCGACGCGGGCCUCUCCAAAAAGGCGAAGAAAAAGAAGAAGGCGGCUAAGGCCAAGGCUGCUGUUGCCGCCGCUGCUGGUGCCGCCGCUGUGGGCGUGGCUGCCGAAGAACCCGCAUCUGAAGAGCCCGCACCUGCUGAAGAGUUAUCUGCUGAGACUGAAGACGCUGUUGCUUCCCCAGGCGCCGAGCCAGAGGUGCGGAAAGAAGAUUUGGAGCCCACGGAUUCCACUCGAUCAAUUGAAGAUGUUGCACAGCCGGCCGAACAACUAGAGGGUUUACUGUCUGAGGAGCCUCUGCAAGCAAAUGAAGCGCCCGAGGAAUCGUUAGACCGUGUGCCUGAGGACAUCUCUCAUGAGCAGGAACUCAAUGAGCCUGCGGUAUCAGCCGAGCAGUCAGCCACCGAAUACGAGAAAGUGUAUACCCCAGGCCAGGAAACCCAAAAGAGCCCUACAACUGCCGAUGUUGCGGCUCCUUCCGCCGACACCGAGCCGCUGCCUGAAUCCAACGAGCCAGAUCAAGAAGCUGAUUCUCCACUGUCACGCAAGACCAGUAAGAAGGACAAGAAGAAGAAAAAGCGCAAGAGUGCUGUGGAAGCCUUGCCUGAAGCUGAGCCAACCGAUAUUCCUCAGCCUGAACCUGAGUCUUUGGAAAAAUCUGAACAAGAAUUUGACAGGGAACUUGCUUUGGGUGGAGACCAAUCCAAAAUUCAAGAGCAGGAACAUAUUUCUGGAGAUUCCAAGGAGACUGUAACCGAGGCAGUCCAGAAUGAAGAGGUGUUACCGGAACCCACAUCUGAUACAGUGGCCUUGGAGUCAGCCGAGCCAGCCGUUGAGGUCAUUGCUACCGUCGAGGAGUCCAAGCAGCAAGAGGAAGAUGACACUCUGGGAAAAGACAAGGACAUCUCUGUUGAAGACGCUGUGCCAGAAGAGCCUGUGGAAGAGGAACCAACCAAGAAGAGUAAGAAGCAGAGGAAGAAGAACCGCAAAUCCACGAGCGUUUCUGAACCGUACAUGGAGCCCGAGCCCGAAAUGAAGCCCGAAGACAUUACAGCUCAGCCUGAAACAAGCGGUCCACUGCCAACUCUCGAUGACACCCAACAACAACACGAUGCAGAUACAAAAGAAGAGCCCGCCGAGACUCAGAAUGUUGGUACUAUUUUUGAACAAGUUGAAGGCGAACCGAGUCAAUCGGUGGAGUUCCCUAAGACCAAUGAUAGUGAACCACAUGUGCCUGAGCAACCAACAAUCGAGCCUGAAGCGGGGGAAGAAGCAUCAAUAGGGAAGAAGAGCAAAGAGGAGAAGAAGGAUAAGGACAAUGCAUCCAAAACUCCUGAGGAAACCUCGCUUCCCGACGUUGUCGAAGGCCCGGAAGUCUCUGAGCCCUCGGUACCAACCACGGAGGCCGGCCCUGAUGUCCCCAUCUCAGCCCCUAUAGUUCCAGAUGAGCUCUCGACAACUCCAGCUCAAGACCCAGCGGAGGAGAUGUCGCGCGUGGUGGAAACAGCCGCCGAUUCGGGCGAUGUCGCUAUUCCUGACAGCCAGGACGUCGCCAACGCUCCCCCAAUGACAGCCGCUCAGAAGAAAAAGGCAAAGAAGGAAAAGAAGAAGAAGGAGCGCCAAUCAUUAUUACUUGGGGAAUCAGAAAUCUCAGCUCCCCAGGCUGCUGAAAAGGAGCUGAUCGAUGCUCCAGCUCCCGAGGCUAUACAGGAGCCGGAGGUUGUAAACCCUGACCAAGAAGAAGCCGUUUCUAAGGCAAUGGAGCAAGAAAACAAGAUGCAACUCUCUGAACUAUCUGAUGAACAAGUGGCAGAAAAGAUCCCGGAACAGCUUGGAGAUGAAUUGGCUGCAACGGAACUGCCAACAACCGAAGCCACGGAGAUUGUACCAGAGCCUGCACAGGACACAGCUACCAGUCUCAUUGCAGAGGAACCCCUGGCAACAGAGGACAUUGAAGAGCAAGAAGAUAAAGCUCUCGAGCUAGGCGCCCCUGCCGUAGCCAAAGAACCAGCCGAACCCGCUUUCGCGGAUGCUCAGCCUGUCCAAAGUGGGAGCCCAAGAGAUAUCGGCGAAUCCGCAGAAGAUUUAGCUUCAUCAAAGACCGAUGACCAGCUUCGUGACGAGCAGCCUAAGGACAAUGUACCUUCUGAUGUUGGUGCCACAACGGUUGAGUCAACCGAAGGCAUCCAGCAACAGACUACGGAGGAAACUCAAUCAGCCACAGAGUCUGUUGCGGAAACUCCAACGGAAGAGACCCAGCCCACUUCGAAGAAAGACAAGAAGAAGAAAAAGAAGAAGCGACAGUCUGGAUCCGUUGAGGAACUAGAGGCUGAGGUCGAGGCUACUUCCGUAAAGGAGGAAGAUAGUACCCCUGUGAUUCCUACCGAAUUGCCUAUCUCUGAUGCAACAGCCGAGAGAGAGGUUACAGAGCCUCAACCGGAGCCUGCUGGCACAAUGGAAGAACUACAAGAGACUGAGAAAGCUGAUGAGCUCCCGGUUCCUACCGAAGCUGUCCGUGAAACUCCUGUCGAGCAGCAUGAUUCCGGUUCUCAGGAACGAAGUAUUCCCGAGUUAGCCACGGAAGAAACUUCGCUCACUGAGGUUCCAACGCAAGUGCAUGCCGAUAUCCAAGAGCAGGAGCAACCCGCAGAAGAGACUGAGACAUCAAGCUCAAAGAAAAAGAACAAGAAGAAAAAGAAGAAGAGUCAGUCUACUUCUGUUGACGAGAACAAACAUGUGCCUGAAUCAGAGGAGCCUGUUUCCGAGAAACCCACUGAGCCUGUCACGGAUACUGCCCUGGCCGCUGAGCCAGAAGAGGCUGCUGUUACUUUCGCUACUGCUGUUGAAGAGACUCAACCUAUUGACGAAACUCCCACGACAGAGUCAAAGGAGCUGGAGAGCCAGGAUCCACCCCUGGCUGGAGAGGAGUCAAAGGAUUCCAAGAAGAAGGCUAAGAAGGACAAGAAGAAGCGCAAGUCCGUCUCAUUCGCAGCCGAGGAGACACCUGAGCAGCAUGCUGAACAUUCGGAUCCCGUCGAGCACGCUGAUUCUGCAGAAGUUAAGGAAUCAGAGCCACCAGAAAUUCCGGUUGGAACAGAAGCAGUUGGCGAGCAGAAAGAGGUGGAAUCUCAAGAGCGUGAGUUAGAACCAGCGGCGCCAAUUGAAGACAAUCCAGAUCCUGUGUUGGAGGAGAUAAGCCUAACUGGAGAGUCUAAACAAAAUGAGGAAGUGCCCGUUGAAGCAGAGAUCCUUGAAGAAUCGGAGUCAGCCGACAAAGCUCUUGGCCAUGGUAACGGACUCAGUGCGGACCAUGCCUCUUCCGAUGCUGUCAAAGGAGAAACGGAUAAAUCGCUUCCUGUGGAAGGGUCUACUCCUGUCGCUGAGGCUAAACCGAUAGACGAUAUUGAAAAGCAGGCCGAAUCGGUUGAAGCCGAGGCCGCGGGGCAGGUUGCGGAAGCAGUAGAGCCAGAGACAGGGUCGUCCAAGAAGAAGGACAAGAAAAAGAAGAAGCGCAAGACGCUGGAAUUAAAGGAGGAUGAGACCACUGCUUCUCCUGAGCCUUCAGACAAUGUCCAAGAGCAGGUGGAACCCAUAGCUGCAGCCCCUGAGGUUAAAGAGAUCGAAGAGCCCGUACAAGAACCCGCAGAAGAGCCCGCGCCAGGACCCGAAAAACAGGAAGAAGACGAGCCCAAAUCAGCGAAGGCAAAAAAGAAGGCCAAGAAAGACAAGAAACGCCAAUCCAAACUCCUAGCCCUCGAAAGCGAACCCUCAACUCCCACCGAAACCGCUCAAGAUCCGUACGACGACAAACCUCGCGACCCUGAGGCGUCAGCCGAAGAAGUGGCCCUCGAGACAAAUAAAGAGCAGCAACCCACUACUUUGGGCCCAGAUACACCCGCCGAGACGGAAAUCUCGCCUGCUGAAGAUGACGGUAAAGAAAAUCAGUCCCACGACACCGAACACCACGGCGACAACGAUAAAGAUUUGACUUGGACUGAUAACGAUAUGUCUUCGCAGGUAGAGAAAGAGCAGCAACCAACGGUUUCCACGGAUCCGUUGUCCGAGCAUAAAAUCGAGUCCGAGCAGGUGGAGGCUACCACGUCUGAAGAUAAGGUGGUAGAGGAAGGUCACGAGGCUUCGGUUAAGCUUGAGCCGUUGGAUGACACUUUUACUGGAGAAAUAAGUGCCGAUGAAAUCGAGGUCGUUCAGAAUCAAGAAGUAGGGGAGGUGCAAGAUAAGGAGCAGACGGAAAACAAUAGAACUUUAGAGGAGGAAACAGCUGUUGCACCUAAGAAGCCGGAUGACAAUGAUAUUCCCGCCAGCAUUCCUGAGGCGAUCAACACCAUGGAAGAACAAAGAGAGGAAGGAAUUGUCGCACAGCCAGCUAUUGAAGCCGAACCUGUUACAGAAACCGGAGCUGACCAACCAACGGCUGAUGUCUAUCUCGAAGAGCCUGAGUCAGCUAUCCCAUCAAGAAAGCUGAGCAAAAAGCAGAAGAAGAAGCAACGUGAGGCGGAAAAGGCCGCUGCCCUUCAGGAGCCAGAACAAGAACCAACGAGUGAGAUGGAAGCCGUGGAUACAGUCACUGUAGAGGAGGCAAAGCCUGAGCCUGCAGCUUCUGAAGAAGUCCAAGACAAGACUACAGUGAUAGAAGAUCCUGUUCCCGAAGAACAGGUUACAGAGGCCGUCCCUGAAGAUAGUCGGGAAGUUCCAGGCUUGGAGACCCCAGACGAUCAUUUAACGGAGGGUACUGAAGCGAUGCAAGGUACAACUUCGAUGCCUGAAGAGGGCUUCCCGCAAGAUGAACCAUCAGGGGAUGUUGCCGAGGAUACUCAAGAAGCCGCUGGUUUAACAACGAUAGAGCAGAAACAACCCGAGCACGCAGUUUCGGAGUCUACCCUUGACACGACUACACUGCCUAUCGCUGAAGACGUCGCACAACAGACAGAACAGACCCCCCGUGCUGUUGAUGAGAAUGAAGAGUCUGCUGCCUUCGGAACUCGCGAUGUGCCUGCAAUUGAAGAAAACCCCGAAGAGCCUGUAACCGAAGAGCUUGCAACCAGAAAAGGCAAAAAGAAAAACAAAAAGAACAAGAAAAAGGCCUCAAUUCAAACCGCAGACGCAAGUGAGGCUACCCAAUUCGAAGAGCCUCCUGUGACAGGCCCUGAAAUAGCAGUACAAACAGACAUUCCCGAGGAUGUUCCCGAAGUUCAAAUGCAGGAUGCACCCCCUUCAGGAGGCACCCAAGACAAGGAUCAGCUAGACGUCGCCAUUGGGGCUGAAGAACAUGCUCCUCAGACUCAAAAGGCGGAGCCAACAGAGUCCGAGGCUAACAGGGACCAACAGCUUGAAAACGUACCUGAGACUGCAUUUGAGACCCCCGCAGAAGAUAAGACUCUCGAGGAACAUCCGGAAGAGCCAAUUCUGAGCCGCAAGGAGUCCAAGAAGCAAAAGAAGAAGGCUAAGAAGCAGGCUAAAGAGCAAGAACAGCUAGAGGUCUUCGCUCCUGACAAUGUUGAAACCGAAGUUAGGGAGCGUACCAAUCCAGCAGAUGUUGUUGAAGCGGAAAGUCUACCUUCUCUUGAAGCCGUUGAAGCUGCUAAAGUUCAGGGAAGUCAAGAUGAACCAACCGAGAAGGCUGCGCCUGGGCCUGUAGGUGAUGAGAGGAAAGCAGAGAUGGCACUGGAGGAGCCCAUUCACGAGGAAGCUGCGGUGAAGACGAGAAACAUGGAAACUCCGGCGGGCACAGACCAGGCAGAUGUGUCUCGGGAUGUCCCCGUCCAGGAGAAUAUGGCAGAUGAAGUUGAAACGGAGAUUUUGCCAGAAGAACAAGUAGUGGAGCCAGAAAUGCAGACACAAGAUGCUGAACCCGCCGUCGAAAAGGACAACCUAGUGGCAUAUACAGGCCAGAGCCGCACAGUUGAGCCCGAGACUACAUCUGCGCCUGUAUCAAGGAAGUUGUCAAAGAAGGAGAAGAGGAAGCUCAAGAAACAGGCUACGUCGGAGGAGCCUGAGAAGGAGCAGCAAGAGGCCGAAGUUCCUGUUGCACCAGUGGAAGCCGAAAAUUAUAUCACCGUCCCACUGGCUACAUUGGACAUGCCAGAUAAGCCACAAGAAUCAACAGUGACAGCAGAACCGAUUGAAUCUGCGAAAGAGGUUCCGGUAUCUCAACAUGAAUUCGAGCCCGCUUCGAUGCUCGAACACGAGGCAGGAACCUUUCGGGAACCGGUAGAUGAGGUCUUAAUCCAAUCAGCCAAUGAGGACUCGAAGGAGUUGGCCACCGAACCACCUAAGGACGGGGAUCUUCCGCUCUCAAAGAAGCUUUCCAAGAAGGAGAAACGGAAGAAGCGCAAGGAAGUGAAGGCCGAAGAGUCGCAGCCUGAGCCCGAGCAGUUGGCAGAACCCGCCAGCCUCCCCGAUCAGCAACCCCACGAGAGAUCCCUCGAGCCAGGUGAGGUUCAAGAAACAGAGCGUCAGGAUGAAGACGCGUGGCCUUCGAUAGACUGGGGAAAAGAGAUUCCUGAGUUCAAGGAAUCUGCCAUCCCCGAAGCCCUUCUGGAGCGGCCAGGAGAGACUCCAGAAGAGGCAGCCAAAGAGAGCAGAGCUCAAACGGUAACCGGAACUAUCGACCGAGACGUGGCAACAAGAGAUUUCAACAUGCCGACCACAGGUUCAGCGCUCAAGAUGUUACACGACGUGGAGUCUAUAGAUGAAAAGAAAGUGGAAGAACCCAAGCCAAGCAAAAUCGCCAACAUAUUCCCCAACCUUGAGCGAGGGUUAUUUCGUCGACCAAGUCCGACACAGCCGGUAAAAGAUGGGGCUGAGGAAGAGACCAUGGCACAAGAAGCGAGUCGCGACAGCGCGAUCCAGGUCUUGGAGGCACCCAUCGCCAGAGAGGUAGAACCACAACCGGAGGUUAGGGAUAGCGGGUAUAUUGCUAGUCCUGCACUAACUCAGGGUGAUGCAUUCGCUGCUACUGCAAGAGAAUUGCCAGAUGCAAAGGUUGAGGCCGAGUCUGGACCCGAACGCCAACUAGAGAUUUUGGAACCAGAAUCUCAACCAGCUGAGCAGACUAUUAUUCCAGCCCCAGCUGAAGAAGAUGAUGUCUUUGGGGCUAUAUCUACAAGGGAGCUUCCAAGCCUUAAAACCGACUUCACAUCGGAGCGCCAACCAGAAAUUCCUGAACCUGAGGAAUUUCGAUCCAUUGAGCAAGAUACAUGCGAGCUUCGUCGGUCACCAUCAAUUCAUGGCCGACAUGACCAUCCGCCGCUACCUUGGUCUCUUGAUGAGCCUGCGCCAACUCACAAGGCACGAGAUAUCUCGCCUCCCACGCAGCUCCCUCCCAUCGUGGAACAAGAACCUGAACGAUCCGUGGUCCGGGACGGGACGCCCCGGCUGGAGAUGAAGCCCGAGCAUGUACUUCCACGACCAGAAACUCCAGUCAGGAAAUUUACGGAGACUGCGCUGGGACGUCGAGCAUGGCCUUCACCUGAUAACUCAGACGAUGACUGGGAGAAGAUACAGAAGCCCAGCCCAAAGGGUCUCUCCCCAGAGCGAGGACUACAGUCGGAAGUCCUCAAAACGCCAGAACAAGACAAGCCGGUUCUACGGCCAAGCAGGCCUGGAAGUGCCACGAGCAGCACGCAUUCACUGCGACGGGUCGUGCACAGCGCUAGCGGAGAUCUGCGUGCGGCAGCACUUGCAGCCAGCCCAGCAGUUGCGCCAGCAACAGAGCGCGAGCACCAAUCACGGCCAACCACCCCCCAGCCAUCUCAAGCCCCCACCGACCUGAACGUCGGAGAGAUUGCAUCUUCCUCAUCCUACGAUCCCGUCACUGACAAGGGCAAAAGGCCCGUACGCAGCAUGACAGAUGUAUAUGAGGGUUGGGGUGAGACGCAGACUUCUCCCCGGUCGCCUAGUCGACCGCCCAGCAUCCGGCACCGCCGUAGUAUGCAACACCUUCAAGAACUCGAAUUCCGCCUCGAGCAUUUGAUUCAAGAAAACCGUGAUAUUACCGCUGCUCGCGAUGCCGCCGAAGACAAACUACGAAAUGCCAGCCUCGCUCGUCGGAAGAGUGAUCAGGCUCUCAACACGCGGGAUGCCGAUCUGCGCGACCGGGAGGCGGAGCUCGAACAACUAGAACAAUCUGUGGAAUGGUUCCAGAAGGAGGUAGCACGGUUGAACGAAGAAAACACAGGGCUGACGACCACAAAUACCGCGCUCAUUGCUACCCACGCACAAGAAAUCCGGAGAACACAACAAGCAGCUGCGCGCGAAGUUGAGCAAUUACGGUCGCAGAACGAACGUCUGUCCACCGGUGUACAUGAACAAAUCAAAACAGAGAUCGAAACAGCGUUGGGACAAAAGAAUGCGGAACUUCGUCGACUGCGCGAAGAACUUGAGAGCGCACGAGACAAAGUCAAGGAACUCCAAGAACAAAUCUCAGCCUCCAUGAACGACAAUGUCAUCGCCUUCCGAGGUGAGGAAUAUUUUGAGGCUGCAUGCCAGAAACUCUGCGGCCACGUGCAACAGUGGGUUCUGCGCUUCUCGAAGCACUCCGAUCACCGUCGCUGCCGCAGACUUGUCGAAAUGAAGGAUGAGAAAAUUGCGGACCGGUUCGACAAUGCUAUCUUAGAUGGAUCGGAUACAGAUGCCUACCUUGGCGACCGCGUCCGUCGGCGCGACGUAUUCAUGUCCGUCGUGAUGACCAUGGUCUGGGAAUUUGUUUUCACCCGCUAUCUGUUCGGCAUGGACCGCGAACAACGACAAAAGCUGAAGUCGCUCGAGAAGCAACUUAUCGAAGUUGGACCACGCACCUCAAUCCACCGCUGGCGAGCCACCACGCUAACACUGCUCUCACGGCGACAAGCCUUCGCCAAGCAGCGCGAAAGCGACACUGAAGCCGUCGCACUGGAAAUAUUCGACACGCUCUCUCGCCUUCUUCCCCCUCCAACUCAUGUCGAAUCACAACUCCUAGACUCACUGCGCAAGGUCCUCCGCGUGGCGGUGAGCCUAUCACUCGAAAUGCGCACGCAGCUAGCAGAAUACAUCAUGCUGCCACCGUUGCAGCCUGAAUUUGACACGAACGGCGACCUCGCCCGCCAAGUAUUCUUCAACGCGUCCCUCAUGAACGAACGCAGUGGCGAGAUCACGUCUAACGAGGAGCUGCAGUCGCAGGAUGCAGCCGUCCGCAUUGUACUGUUCCCGUUGGUCGUCAAGAAGGGGAACGAUGCCGGUGAAGGUGAUGACGAAGUCGUUGUCUGCCCGGCUCAGGUACUCGUCGCUCGGCCAGGCAAGGAUAAACGACUUAGCAAGAUGGCCAGCGGCGACCGCAUGUCUGUUGAAGCCAGCCGGUCAGUGCACAGCAUCGCGCCGUCAACCAUGGACAUGAGCAUGAAUAUGAGCAUGAGUAAUGUUAUCUAG